AUGACUUAUCAGCCUACAGUUAUAGUAUUAUCAACGUUAGCACUUAUAUUAUUAAUACCACCAUUUGCCUGGCAUUUAAAAUGCAAAAAUGUUUCAGCAAUAAUUUUGAUUUUUUGGCUAUUUAUAAUAAACUUGAAAAGUGUAGUAGAUAUUUCGAUAUGGGGGACUCCUAAUUUUGCAUCUGGAUGGGAGGGUUAUGGUUGGUGUGAUAUAAUGAUUAAAUUUGUUAUUGGUGCGAAUGUUGGAAUCCCGUGUUGUAUUGCUAGAAUAAUUUAUCAACUAACUGAAAUUUUAAAAGCCGACCACCUUUUGCCGGACAAAUCUUCUUGGAAAUAUAUUUGCAAGGAUAUUUUACUCGUUUUGACCAAUUCAAUUAUUUCUAUGGGGUUGUCAUAUUUAGUGCAAGUUUCAAGGUAUGGGAUAGUGGAAUACAGUGGAUGUCAGAACAUUUUAUCUGCUACAUGGGUGACACUUGUUGUAUAUUCUUUGUGGGGAUUUUUAUGGUCUUUUCUUGGUUUUAUACUGGCUUUAAGGUUGAUGUUUAUUUUUCAUAGGAAAAGGAAAGAUGUCAGUGAUAUUUUACACUGUACCAAUUCUGGUUUAAAUUUAGCGAGGUUUGCUAGAUUAUUAAUUUUCUGUCUGGUUAUUAUACUAAUUAUGUUCCCUAUCACUUUGUAUGGCUUUAUUGAAACAUGCUUAACUAUUACUGGUAAGUAUAGCUUUAAAGAAACUCAUUUGAGAGCGACUUGGUUUAUUAUAUAUAAAAUUCCUCAAAGCAAACCGCUUUAUAGUAUUUGGAUUUUCCAAUUAAUGGCCUAUUUAAAUUUUUUAAUUUUUGGAUUGGGUUCAGACGCUAUAAAUUUAUAUCUAAAAUUUUUCUAUUCCAUUGGUUUUAAACCUAUUAUCGAUAAAUAUAGAAGUUGGAAACUUAAUAGAAAAAUGUGGAAAAAACAAAAACUUGUCGGUGAAUUUCUAGCAACCAAUGUUGAGCAACAUUUAGAUAUAAGUAUAUCUGAUAGCCAAGAAAAUAGUGAGCUUUCAUUAGCAAAGAUAUUAAAUGAUUCAAAGUUUACUAGAAAACACUCCGCCUCCACACCUAUAUAUGAUUUAGAAUUGAAUGACGAGAAUUACACUGAAGAACAAGAAACAUUCAUAACGGAUUACACUGUAUCCGACAGAAACGUUACAAAGAGUGAAGUUGACCCCGGUUUUGGGACUUAUGAAUUAAACGAUUUGUUUACAAGAUCAACAACUAAUAAUUGGAGUCGUACAAGCAGUAAUAGUGGUAGUAGCAAUAGUAACAAUGACAAUAACAACUAUAAAGGCGAAAGAUCGAGUAAAGGUUGGCCAUUAACUCAUUUAUAUCGCUUUGGCUCCAAAUCAGGGAAUGAAAAUAUAGAAAUAACAAGUGCCAAUAGCGAAAAUGAUGAUUCUCCUUUAACUGAAAGACGAAUGGCAAAUUUACCUGAGCUUAAUCCAAAACGUGAUAACCAAAUUAACGAAGUCAAUUUCCAUUAUAAGAUCCAAAGAAAAUAA
Molecule: messenger RNA, 1536 nt
Organism: Saccharomycodes ludwigii
Lineage: Eukaryota; Fungi; Ascomycota; Saccharomycetes; Saccharomycodales; Saccharomycodaceae
Gene: STE3
Product: Ste3p
Exons: 1
Coding region: 1-1536 (511 amino acids)
Biological process (GO): G protein-coupled receptor signaling pathway
Cellular component (GO): membrane
Molecular function (GO): mating-type factor pheromone receptor activity
Source: RefSeq, a predicted model, not a curated record